Mitosporidium daphniae is the source of this 1641-nucleotide messenger RNA. RefSeq names its product Grp78-like protein. Gene Ontology annotation, molecular function: heat shock protein binding; ATP hydrolysis activity; ATP-dependent protein folding chaperone. Bases 1 to 1641 code for a protein of 546 amino acids. Gene Ontology annotation, biological process: endoplasmic reticulum unfolded protein response; cellular response to unfolded protein; protein refolding. The transcript has a single exon. The record is from RefSeq and is a predicted model, not a curated record. NCBI's taxonomy places the organism in Eukaryota, Fungi, Microsporidia. Gene Ontology annotation, cellular component: membrane; endoplasmic reticulum chaperone complex; nucleus.
AUGGGUUCAAUUCGGUCCUUUCUUCUGUUCUUUCUUGUUUGCGGCUCUUUUUUCGUUUCGGUUUCCCACUCCCGAUCCAUCGGUAUCGACUUGGGUACCACAUACUCUUGCGUGGGUAUCCGACGCAAUCAAAAUGUUGAAAUCAUCACCAACGAGCUUGGCAAUCGCAUCACUCCCUCGUAUGUUUCCUUUACAGAGGAUGGAACGCGCCUUGUCGGUGAUGCCGCCAAGCUCAACCAGGCUUUGGCACCUCUUUCUACCAUCUACUCGGCAAAACGAUUUAUCGGGCAGUAUUAUAACGAUGCCAAUGUUCAAUUAGAACUUCAAUAUGCCAUUUAUGAGGUGGAAAAUGUUGGCAACAAGCCGAUGUUUAAGGUUCCCAUUGGAGCGAAUCACAUUGAAAGCUUCACUCCUGAACAGAUUUCGGCCAUGAUCCUUUCCAAGCUGAAGGCUAUGGCGGAGACUUAUCUUGGCGAGACCGUCACCUCGGCCGUCAUUACGGUGCCUGCAUAUUUCACAGAUAGUCAGCGUCAAGCAACUAAAGAUGCAGGAGUCAUUGCCGGCUUGAAGGUCGAUCGCAUCAUUAAUGAGCCCACGGCUGCCGCCAUUGCCUAUGGACUCGAUCGCAAAUCAAAGGAGAUGACUGUUUUAGUUUUUGAUCUCGGAGGCGGUACUUUCGACGUGUCUUUGCUCACCAUUGAUGAGGGUGUUUUUGAGGUUCUCGCCAUUGCUGGUGAUCCACAUCUUGGAGGUGAAGACUUUGACAACAAUCUGCUCAAGCAUUUUCUCAAGAUUGCUUCUCAGCGCUUCAAAGCCGACUUUACAGACAACAUGGUUAUCGUUUCAAAACUCAAGCGCGAAGUGGAGAAGGUCAAGAAAAUUUUAUCCUACGAAGAAUCGGCUACCCUUACAAUUGAAAACUUUUACAAGGGAGAAGACUUUAGUGAGAAAAUCACCCGUGCUCGCUUUGAAGAUCUAAAUCGCGAUCUCUUCAUGAAGACUUUAAAGCCGGUUGCCCAAGUUUUGGAAGACGCAAAGGUAUCCAAAAGCAAUGUUGAUGAGGUUGUGUUGGUCGGUGGCUCAACUCGAAUUCCUUUUGUACAAAAGAUUCUGCAAGACUUUUUCAACGGAAAGAAACUCAACAAAGACAUCAAUCCGGACGAAGCUAUUGCGUAUGGUGCUGCCGUCCAAGCCGCAAUUAUUUCGGGAGAAGACAAGUCUAGUGAUAUCGUUUUGCUUGACGUUUGCCCUCUUUCUCUUGGCAUUGAAACGACCGGUGGUGUUAUGACUACGCUGAUAAAAAGAAACACAGCCAUCCCCAGCAAGCGUACGCAGAUCUUUUCCACUGCUGCGGAUAACCAGUCUACUGUAGAAAUCAAAGUCUACGAGGGCGAGCGUACUCUUACUCGAGACAAUAAUCUUCUCGGUAAAUUUUCGCUUUCUGGGAUUCCCCCGGCUCCGCGUGGCGUUCCUCAAAUCGAGGUCGUUUUUGAUAUCGAUGUCAAUGGUGUCCUUCGUGUAAAUGCCUAUGACCUUGCAUCUGCAAACAAAGACAAGUCGUCCGGAAUUACAAUUACCAACGACAAGGGUCGUCUCAGUCCAGAAGACAUCGAGCGUAUGGUUGCCGAGGCCGAUUGGUGA